AGACACCGUGAUAAUGGCUGGGAACAUAGACUGUGGCGAUUUUUUAGAAUUCCAGGAUAACUUGAAGAAAAUGAGACUUUUAGAUGACAAAAUAAUUUACACAUUGAACACCACGAUACCCACCGAUUCGUUCAAAGGUCAGGUGAAUGCGACGGCAACGUGCAAGGAUCUGUUUCAACAAAUUCAAACAGGUCACGCGCAGAGAGAAACUGCAAUUCAGACGUGCAUAAAUGCUGCUAAAGAACGUGUCAAAAGUCUAAAGGAACAGAGGGAUUCUGGAAAAAACGAACCUGAGCUGUUAAAAUCUCUAAGAAAGGAACAAAACAAGUUACGUUUACUCCAGACCGAGCUGAAUGUAGAGGACGUUGUUAGACAACAAACUACACGGGUUUAUAGUGAACGAUGCCGUUCGUUUUAUAAACCACCUAGUAGAGCAUGGUAAAAAAAAUUUUAUCUGGACAUUAUUUUUACGAUAAGUAGUUGUUUUAUACAAUGUCGUUACAAUGUCAGUCAUGUGUAUAAACUAGAAAAUUUCUCUGACCUCCGGUGUUUUAACAGAGGUCGUACAAUCAAUGUCGAUUUGACUAAAACUACACUACUGUCA
Messenger RNA from Diprion similis, 604 nucleotides. RefSeq names its product protein MIX23 (gene Ccdc58). Gene Ontology annotation, cellular component: mitochondrion; mitochondrial intermembrane space. The record is from RefSeq and is a predicted model, not a curated record. The transcript is spliced from 3 exons. NCBI's taxonomy places the organism in Eukaryota, Metazoa, Arthropoda, Insecta, Hymenoptera, Diprionidae. Bases 14 to 442 code for a protein of 142 amino acids.